Salarias fasciatus (jewelled blenny) is the source of this 1572-nucleotide messenger RNA. It is a transcript of the gene plcxd3, whose product is annotated as phosphatidylinositol-specific phospholipase C, X domain containing 3. The record is from RefSeq and is a predicted model, not a curated record. The coding region runs from base 135 to 1103 and encodes 322 amino acids. Gene Ontology annotation, cellular component: synapse. Gene Ontology annotation, biological process: lipid metabolic process. The transcript is spliced from 6 exons. Lineage: Eukaryota; Metazoa; Chordata; Actinopteri; Blenniiformes; Blenniidae. Gene Ontology annotation, molecular function: phosphoric diester hydrolase activity.
GAGAGAGAAAGUGAGGCAGGGUGAGUGCAUGUGUGAGUGUGUGUGUGUGUGGAGGGAAAGAGAGGGGGGCGCGCACACUCCAGGUUGGCGCAGGCACCGGUCCGGGAGAACGGAUCGUUGUGCAAGGUGGCAGCAUGGCAUCGUCUCACGGGAGAAGCGACCUGCGGUUCGUGGAUUGGAUGGCAAGUUUACCGCAGAGCAUGCACACCAUCCCGCUCACCAACCUGGCGAUCCCGGGCUCCCAUGAUUCCUUCAGUUUCUACAUCGAUGAGGCGUCUCCCGUGGGCCCUGAACAGCCGGAGACGGUGCAGAACUUUGUGUCUGUUUUCGGCACGGUGGCCAAGAAGCUAAUGAGGAAGUGGUUGGCGACACAAACUAUGAACUUCAACAGCCAACUGGAGGCUGGGAUCCGCUUCUUUGACCUGCGCAUCUCUACCAAGCCCCGCGACCCUGACAAUGAGCUGUACUUCGCCCACGGACUCUUCAGUGCCACGGUCAGAGAAGGUCUGGAGCAGAUCAGUAGUUUCCUGUCAGCUCAUGCCAGAGAGGUUGUGUUCCUGGACUUCAACCACUUCUACGGCGUGCAGAAUCUACACCAUGAAAAACUGGUGGCCAUGUUGAAAGAAGUGUUUGGAGAGAAGCUCUGCCCCGUUGUUUUUGCUCAGGAGGUGACUCUGCAGUAUCUCUGGGAGAAGGAGUACCAGGUGCUUGUCUUCUACCACCACCCCAUGGCCCUGGAGGUCCCCUUCCUGUGGCCGGGCCAGAUGAUGCCCGCACCAUGGGCCAACACGACUGACCCGGAAAAGCUGGUUCAGUUUCUCCAGUCAUCCGUCACUGACCGCAGGAGGAAGGGGACGUUCUUUGUCUCCCAAGUGGUUCUGACUCCAAAAGCCAGUACUGUGAUGAAAGGGGUUGCUAGUGGACUGAGAGAGACGAUCACAGAACGGGCGUUACCGGGCAUGAUGCAGUGGAUCAGAUCGCAGAGACCGGGGGAAAGCGGCAUCAACAUUAUCACGGCAGAUUUCGUGGAGCUCGGGGAGUUUAUCAGCGCCGUCAUCACCCUCAACUAUCACCUGGAAGACGACGACGACGACGCCACCUGAGAGCCGGCAGGCGGCGUCAGGGAGCGCAGUGACCGCUCCUACCACAAGUGGUUGGGUGUGUGCCCUCACUUUUUUCUCUUUGGCAUUUAUUUAAAGAGAGGAGCUGCAUGGCUCCUUUCACUUUAUUUAGGGCUAUAGUGGAUUGCGAGAUCAAAUGUGGUUGACGGGAGAGUUGAGACUGGAAGACACAGAGCUGAUGUUUGGUAGGAGCACCAUGAGACGGAGGUUUUCUUUGGUUUGUUCCCUACUUUUGAGAAUGAAAAAUGCUCAUGUUUGUUUUUUUUAAAAACAAAUAUCUUUUUUUUUUUAAUUUAUUUAACUUAAUUUAUUCUCCAUGCUGUGAAAUAAUCUGCUUUUGUCACUGUUUUUAGACUUACCAUGUCACCAAGGGUAGGUUACUCAGAGCAUAUCUAACCUCUGCUAAAUGUAUCGGUACAUCAAUCUUGGUAUUCUAGUGGUUGUAACAGUU